AUGACUUCAUCGGUUCGUGGUGUCGAGUUCGAGUCAGUGCUCGUGCACUUAGUAUCAAACAGUUCGGUGUUAAAUAUCUCCGCCGUUGCGGGCCUAUCUAAAGAGAAAAUAAUGUCAAAUGUAACGAACAUAUUCCUGGUGAACCUGUCGGCAGCAGACCUGCUGGUGACCGGCAUUUGCAUGCCCAUCCAGCUCAGCAAAGCCAUCACCCUCGUGUGGUUCUACGGAGAGACUGUGUGCAAGAUAGUCAAUUACAUACAAGGAGUAGCAGUAGCAGCAAGUGUGUUCACCUUAACAACGAUGUCAGUAGACCGGUGGCUCUCCAUAUCCCCUGAGCCGAGGCUGCGCCCCCCCGGACGGAGGCAGGCGCUCUUUCUGCUCACCCUACUGUGGAUAGCAGCGCUAUUCAUCUUCAUACCCCUGGUGCUUGUUGCGAGUGUCAGGAAAGAGACGGUUCCUGUUAUAUCGAAGGGUAUACGGAAUCUAUCGAUAGAAUCAAGAGACGUGCACUUCUGCACGGAGGAAUGGCCCAGUCAGGACACAAGAAAGCAGUUUGGGACAUUCAGCUUCACAUUAGUAUACGCCAUACCUGGUUCAAUAACGAUCCUGUCGUAUGCGUGUAUGGGACGGACGCUGUGCUCCGUGCGACCGCCCUUCGACAUUGACGAGGGGAAUGUCAGUAUGCAACAGGGUCUAAGGCUGAUGAAGGAGAGAAAGCGAGUCGCGUGGAUCCUCCUUCUCCUGGCGGUUCUCUUCGCACUGUGCUGGAUGCCGUACAACAUCAUGCAGCUACUUCUGGACAUCGAUGCUCUCAAUACCAAGGACCUGAGCUUCUACUUGCCUUAUGCUCUAUUCAUAGGUCACGCCAACUCAGCCAUCAACCCUAUAGUGUACUGCCUGAUGACUCGCAACUUCCAAAGGUCGGUGAAGAAGUUACUAUGCGGUCGAGGGAUGUGCCAACAAACUAAGUUUACGUGGCGUUGCACACAGAAGCCCGAAGGUUCAUCCAGUGAUUAUGAACUCUAUCACGAACCUCAUAAAAGGUGCUAUUUGCAGAUGAAUGCCCUGCGCUACAACGGUCACACAUGCGGCGGACAGAUGGCGCGCGGCAUCGAGACUCGUGCGCACACGACGCAACUGAGCCACGUAACACGCUCCUCGCGCCGCACCGCGCCCGCGCAUGCGCUCUCCGUCGAGAUGCUACAGCGACACGGCCAUAUUGACUUCAAACGCUGA
Messenger RNA from Pectinophora gossypiella (pink bollworm), 1236 nucleotides. RefSeq names its product neuropeptide FF receptor 2-like (gene NGR-A12). The record is from RefSeq and is a predicted model, not a curated record. Gene Ontology annotation, biological process: G protein-coupled receptor signaling pathway. The transcript has 9 exons. Lineage: Eukaryota; Metazoa; Arthropoda; Insecta; Lepidoptera; Gelechiidae. The coding region runs from base 1 to 1236 and encodes 411 amino acids. Gene Ontology annotation, molecular function: neuropeptide Y receptor activity; peptide binding. Gene Ontology annotation, cellular component: membrane.